AAGAAAAAGGAAUUUCGUUAUCAUUUUUAUCCUUGUCUUAUCAUCUUCUGUUAAUUUUCACAAUUUUCACAUUAUUUCAAUUUCGUUAUCGAUUUAAUUAAGUUGAAUUUGAUUAAAUCCAGCGUAUAUAAAACACCAAACGGAAUGCAAUAAAUUCUUUGUGAAGAAUUCAGUGAUUUCAACUUCAAUACAUCACGACUCGCUAAAUAUUCAUCGUUCGUCAAUAUAUCAUCUGCUGAUCCCGCUAUGGUUUCGAUCAGAGCGAUUAUUCUUGGAGCUCCUGGUUCUGGAAAAGGUACUAUUUCAGAAAAAAUUAGAAAAAACUUCAUAAUUAAUUACAUUUCUAGCGGAGACAUUUUGCGGACCAAUAUAGCCAAUAAAACAGAGCUGGGAAAGAAAAUCGAAAGCCAAGUUUCGUCGGGACAAUUAGUGUCGGAUGAUGUGAUGAAUGAUCUAAUCAAAAGCGAACUGAAUAAAACCUCGUUACCAUGGCUUCUAGAUGGAUAUCCUCGUACCCUACCUCAAGCUGAGAAACUGUCGCGAGAUUUUGACAUCAAUUUAGUCCUCAAUUUGGUAGUGCCUUUCGAAGUAAUUAUUGAAAGACUGAAAAGUCGAUGGAUUCAUUUACCGAGUGGCAGAGUGUAUAAUAUUGGUUUCAACGAUCCAAAAACCCCAGGAUUCGAUGAUAUAACGAAUGAACCACUGACACAAAGAGAAGACGAUAAACCCGAUGUUGUUAAAAAGCGGUUAGACACCUAUUCUGCCACUAUCAAUCCAGUGAUAGAUUUUUAUUCCAAGAAAAAUGAUGUAUUACACACAUUUAAAGGUAAUACGUCUAAAGAAAUUUGGAGUGAAUUAUCUCAAUUUUUACUCAAAAAAAUUAAAUUAAUCGACCCUAACUAAGAAAUUUUGAAUGUUGGAAGUUUAAAAUUCACGUGGAAUUAUUCGUUUAUCAUCGAUUUUUGUUUAAAAUUUAUUCAGUAAUAAUUUCGUUUUAUUGGGUAGGUAGAGGUACUUGGUUGAACGUUCAAUUUUGAUGCAUGGAAAUAUCUUAUUAUUAUUGUAAAAAUAUGUUAAUACUUUAUAUGUUAGUUUACGGAUUUAUUCUUCAUGUCUUCCAAAAACCUUCAGUUGUUUUGUGAUCAGUAUAAUGAUGUGAUUAUUCAAGACUUCAUUUUAAAAAAAUUUUGUUCGUCUCUACUUAGAACAUAAUUAUACAUAGGUAGUUAUUCAUAUAUAUUUGUUAUUUAUAUGCGAUAAAAUACAUUUUCCGUUGAUGCGUGUAAAAUGAAA
Planococcus citri (citrus mealybug) is the source of this 1293-nucleotide messenger RNA. It is a transcript of the gene Ak3, whose product is annotated as Adenylate kinase 3. The transcript is spliced from 2 exons. Bases 247 to 903 code for a protein of 218 amino acids. Gene Ontology annotation, cellular component: cytoplasm; mitochondrion. The record is from RefSeq and is a predicted model, not a curated record. Gene Ontology annotation, molecular function: AMP kinase activity; ATP binding. Gene Ontology annotation, biological process: nucleobase-containing compound metabolic process. NCBI's taxonomy places the organism in Eukaryota, Metazoa, Arthropoda, Insecta, Hemiptera, Pseudococcidae.